Malurus melanocephalus (red-backed fairy wren) is the source of this 4413-nucleotide messenger RNA. It is a transcript of the gene A1CF, whose product is annotated as APOBEC1 complementation factor. The record is from RefSeq and is a predicted model, not a curated record. Gene Ontology annotation, cellular component: nucleus. The transcript is spliced from 12 exons. Bases 154 to 1923 code for a protein of 589 amino acids. Gene Ontology annotation, molecular function: mRNA binding. NCBI's taxonomy places the organism in Eukaryota, Metazoa, Chordata, Aves, Passeriformes, Maluridae.
CCUUUGGAGUUUGAUAUGAUGAUUAGGGAAUAACCGCAGGGACACGUCGCAAACUGCCCAGAACCACGCAGAACCUUCCCCCGGGGACUCGGCUCCAAAACCGCUCAGUGAGCACCCCUAAUUAACCUGAUUUUUUGCUGCUAAUCACUCACAAUGGAAUCAAAUCACAAAUCCGGGGAUGGAUUGACCGGCACACAGAAAGAAGCCGCCCUCCGUGCGUUAAUUCAGCGAACGGGAUAUAAUUUGAUCCAGGAAAAUGGGCAGAGGAAAUACGGGGGACCCCCACCAGGCUGGGACGGCCCUCCUCCGGAAAGGGGCUGUGAGAUCUUCAUUGGGAAGCUGCCCCGAGACCUCUUUGAGGAUGAACUUAUCCCCCUCUGUGAAAAGAUUGGCAAAAUCUAUGAGAUGAGGAUGAUGAUGGACUUCAAUGGCAACAACAGGGGCUAUGCCUUUGUGACCUUCUCCAACAAACAGGAGGCCAAGAAUGCAAUAAAGACACUCAAUAAUUAUGAAAUCAGGAACGGGAGGCUCCUGGGCGUCUGUGCCAGCGUGGACAACUGCCGCCUGUUCGUGGGGGGCAUCCCCAAAACCAAGAAGAGGGAGGAAAUCCUGGCCGAGAUGAAGAAGGUCACGGAUGGCGUGGUGGAYGUCAUCGUCUACCCCAGCGCCGCCGAUAAAACCAAGAACAGGGGCUUCGCUUUCGUGGAGUACGAGAGCCACCGGGCAGCAGCCAUGGCCAGGAGGAAGCUGCUCCCAGGGAGGAUCCAGCUGUGGGGACACCCCAUCGCCGUGGACUGGGCAGAGCCCGAGGUGGAGGUGGAUGAGGACACCAUGUCCUCGGUGAAGAUCCUCUACGUGAGGAACCUCAUGCUCUCCACCACCGAGGAGACCAUAGAGAAGGAGUUCAACAACAUCAAACCAGGUGCGGUAGAGAGAGUAAAGAAAAUUAGAGACUACGCUUUUGUGCACUUUAAUAAAAGAGAACAUGCAGUGGAGGCCAUGAAAGCCUUGAAUGGGAAGGUGCUGGACGGGUCCCCGAUCGAGGUGACACUGGCCAAGCCRGUGGACAAGGACAGCUACGUGCGCUACACGCGGGGCACGGGUGGCAGGGCCCCGGCGCUGCAGGGYGACUAUGCCUACGCCCUGGGCCACCUGUACGAGCCUGCCACCGCCUACCUGGGUGCCCCGGUGUUCUAUGCACCCCCAGCCUAUGCCGCCRUGCCCAGCCUGCACUUCCCCGCCGCCAAGGGGCUCGGCACCCGCAGCAUCCUGCGGCCGCCCUCCGUGCGAGAAAUUUACAUGAAUGUACCUGUAGGGGCUGCGGGCGUCCGAGGCCUGGGGGGCCGUGGCUACCUGGCGUACCCGGGCCUGGGCCGUGGAUACCACCUCAAGGGAGACAAGAGGGCUGAGGAGAAGCUCUACGACCUCCUGCCAGGGAUGGAGCUCACCCCCAUGAACCACGUCACGCUAAAGCCCCAAGGCAUUAAACUGGCCCCUCAGAUCUUAGAAGAAAUCUGCCAGAAAAACAACUGGGGCCAGCCUGUGUACCAGCUCCAUUCUGCCAUUGGCCAGGAUCAAAGACAGCUCUUCCUCUACAAAAUCACCAUCCCUGCCCUUGCCAGCCAGAACCCCACCAUCCACCCGUUCACGCCGCCCAAGCUCAGCGCCUACAUCGACGAGGCCAAGACGUACGCGGCCGAGUUCGCCCUGCAGACCCUGGGCAUUCCCGUGGAGGGGGCCGAGGUGCCUCCUGCAGCACCGGCUUUUCCAGGAUACACCAUUGCUAACGCAGCUGCCACUGUCACAGCCACCCAGCUCAAGCAAGCAGUGACAAUGGGACAGGAUUUGGCCACUUAUGCCACCUAUGAAGCCUAUCCUGCCUUCGCCGUGGCCGCUCGGAGCGAUGGCUACGGAGCCUUUUAACCCAAUUCCCUCCAAACCCAGCACAAGCAGAAAGGAAAAGAAAACCAAAUCCCAGUCUGGUAAUUCUUACACCCUCGUGGUCUGAAGCUCAUCUGUGGCCUGARGUUAAUUUUAGUUGGAGCUUCAGUUUUGUAGGUCUUCAGUUUUUUUAACGGGAUAUUAAGGCGGGGGAAGGAGAAAUUUAAAAAAUUAUGCAAAAUCAGAUUUUCACACAGGAAAGCAAAAGCUCAGCCCAGGAAAUGUGAGGUUCUCAGGUGUACAUAUAUAUUUUUAUUGAGAUACAUUUAUACACCUACUGGGUGUGUGCUUGCAACAACAACCUGUGCUGAAAACAGCCCCUGUGGCCAUUGUGACCCAGGACUGGGGAAGGAUGGGGUGCCCCAGCAAACCCCUCUGUGCAUCAGGAAUUCUCCCACAUCCAGCCCAAUGUUUCCCAGGCCAGGCAGAGCAGUGGUGCACCUUGGCCACUCGGGUCUGCCCCUCUCUGUCCCUGAUCCCCCCUGUGCCACCACCACGGGGCAUCUCAAAGCUCUUUGAAAUUCUUCCUGGCACAGCCGAGGCAAAAAGUCAUUUUUCCCAAGCAUUUCUGCCCAGCCUAACAGGCUACUUCUGAACAGGUUUCCGUGCUAAUUUUAUUUUUAAAGCAGGCCACAAGCAUUCAGCAGUUUUCCCUCUUACUUUGCUCCUUCCCAGCCAUAUCCACAAAUCAGCAAAGAAUGGUGUAUUUUUGUGCAUUUUCCAUCGAAUGGCACAUUCACUGGARGAUAGGGAAACUUUUAAGCCUGAGGAGCAGAAAAGUGCUAUUCAUUAAGGCCAAUUCUCUUCUUAAUUAGAGCACGAGAGCUCGCAGCCAUGGCCCAGUAAUAGCAGGCACUUCGACAGGAAUAAAAUUAUAUCCAAAGAACAUUUUCCCAGGUUGGAAAGAGCCCUGCCUGGCUCUGAGCACUGCUUUACACAUUAAAUCAAGGCUGCUGCCUGCUCUGAUUCCAGCAAAAAUUAAUGUAGUGGAAGAGGGUUCACACCAGCAGUAAAGGCACCUCUAAUUUUGGAGAGCACCAGAGCUGGUGUUGUGUUUGAGCCCUUUGGGGUUGCUGGGAGCAUCCUUUCGUGUCCCACAGGAGGCCAUUAUCCAUUUAUUUUUUCCAUGGGAUAGAGGCAGGAGUUGUGAUGCUGUGGAGACAGAACAGGACCUCAGUGCUGGGUGACUGCAGCAGACACAUCAAUCCUAUGUCAUCAAUCCUGCUAAGGAAAAUUUAUUUUAUUCUGUCUAGAACCAAAAAAAACCCCAUUCUGGGAGGAACUGGGUUGAUGACACCCAGCAGAUCUGGCCCCAAAUUUUGACCUGCUUUAGAUGCUGGGAUGUGGCAGAGUAGAAGCCAUUCCAAGGGGAGCUUUUCCUGUGCAUCCCCCAAAAGCAUGAGGGUCUGUGAUGAGGUGUGGACUACAGGAAUUAAAUAUUUCCCAUCCUGACUUGAUUUGCCCCAGAAUGGAACAAACCCCAUGAGCUGUAAGGUCUGAGGCCCCUUUAGCCCCCUCUUAUUUACGAAGUAGCUCGUUAGGGUGAUCCUAAAGGUAUUACAAGCCCUCUGUGGCUGCUGCUGGCCACGUUUGGCUUCUCAGCAAAGGACAAACCUGGUCCCAGGGGGCCAAAUAACCGAGAGUGUUACGGAUUUCGUGGCUUUUUUUUUUUUUUUUUCUGUUCUGUCUAUGUCUUUAAGUGGUGUUUGCCAGCGAGGAACACAGCCAGGAGUGUCUCUCAAAGCGUUGGCAGGAAGUGUUUCUCGCUUUCCACGUUCAGUAAGUUUAGUCUGCUUUUUCAGCUAUUUAUAUAAGUUCAGGARGAUGUCAAAGCAGAGGGCAAGAAGCAGUAUUAAAAAUGUGUGCAUGAAGCACUUAUUUUUGUACGAGUAGUACAAGGUUUGUAUAGAGUUUUAACACUAUGAAGUGUAGCUAAAAAUCACAGUUUCCAUUUACUGGAGGACAAUCGUGUGUGUUUGAAGGGAAUGAAGGGGAAAAUGGCAUCUCAAUCAUCCGUUACAAAUUAGAACCGGGGAGAAAUUCUGUGAAGCAACUCUGUGAUUUUGAGUAAUCCGAGGACAUUCACUGGACUUUGAAAUACCAUUAAAACUUUUUAAACACAAGCCUCAGUCCUUCUAUAUGGUAAAUAGGAGCACACUUUGCUCUGGAGGGAUCGAUCCCAGGUCACACUGGCAGUGUCACAAGCUGUUCAGGAGUGCAUUCCACGUGCACUUUGGUGACCCUCGCCCAGCACAGAGAACAGAAAACCAGCAGUUUUGUACUUCUGCACUUUUAAAUGGAAAAAUCAAGAGUUGGCCUCUUUCCCCAGCACCUCUUUGGUCAGUAUUUAUUUAUCUGUCAAUGCUACAGGAAUUGGAUUUACCAUAAAUUUAUUACCUGAUCCCAGUGGAGAUUUCUGGGGACWUCAUAUCAAUAAUGAGACAGCACCAUGCAAAAACAAAGGGUGAAUGG